CCCUGUCAACCUUCGUCAACAGUCUUUUUCUUCCUAUUUUAUGGUCCUUAAAGACCCUCUUGCCUUCGUACCGAUGUUUCUCAUAUCCCGGUAACCUACACCUUCACGUCGCGGGCGGUGAAGUACCACCAUUUUGUCCGGGACGGUACUACUCCUUGUAUUUUUUUUUCUUACCAAUAUCAUCUACAAACAUGGUUCUCGUCAGUGAUAAGAAAUAUGCGUGUGAAACGUGCAUAAAGGGGCAUCGCUCAUCCGCAUGUAAACACACGGAUCGCCCCCUUUUCGAAAUUAAGAAAAAAGGUCGUCCAGUCACUCAGUGUGAGCACUGUAGAGAACUACGAAAAACAAAACAAGUACACGUCAAAUGUUCAUGCGGAUCUCAAGAUCAAGGCGCCACUGGCGCCCACGAGGCGUCCCACAGCAAGAAGGGGACGCCGAAGUUACCGGCUACUGCUGCGUUUCCUCAUGGCCUUCCGGAGGCCCUUGAAACGCUAGCUACAUUGCUGCCGGCAUCGGACGACUCAGACCAUAGCGGUGAAACUUCUCCAACUGGCUGUAGAUGUAGCUCCGGUGGCCCCUGCAAUUGCUGUAUCCCUCGCAAGCCCGCGACACGCCGUCGCUUCUCUGGUGCAGAGCCUCCUAAACGAGACAAGCUUCAUUCAGACUCCUCAAAGCACCACGAAUCCCUAUCUCCUCCUCUUUCAUCUCACGUUCUAGCGCGCAUUGCUGAGCUCCGUCCAGUACUUCCAAAACCGGCUCACAGGCAACACCCUCUCGAUGGCUCCUUACAUAAUCCAUCUUCGAGUGUCCCUCACGGUCAUAACAUCCGCCAUCAUAACUAUGACUUCAGCCCUUACGGUCGCGCUUACGGGUACACUCAUUCAGAUCACAUUCAUGAUCAAAAGGGGUCGUCAUUGACCAGUGAUCCCCGCACGUUCGCUGGACGCUCUGUCCAAUCCCCACAGCAAACACUAGGAAGUCAGCCUGUACCAGAUGCCUGGUCGCCUGCUGAGGUCUUCCCCUCUGUCUGUGCCUGUGGUGACUCAUGCAUGUGUCCUGGAUGUACCUUGCAUAACAAUCCACCUAUCACCGGUGGUGCUACCUUUGCCUCCUGCAGCAAUCCAUCCUCCUGCGCCUUUUGUCUCGAUUGUACCAUACUGUCCAUACCAGCAAGCAAUCCGCCUCCUAACAUCGACUCGUCCUCUGAUCCAUCACAAUCACAAGAAUUUGAUGAAUGGCUCAGACAGGUCGCACUUAGCCCGGGCGUCUCAAAUUCGCAAUCGAACUUCAACCCAUAUGAACUGACUACGCCUCAAACACAAUCCUAUCAAAGCGGAAGACCACGGAUACCCGAAACUCCGUCUCCGCCGGUGGGGUGCUGCGGUGGGCGGUGUAAAUGUUCUCGUAAUUGUGCUUGCCUUCCAGACUGCUGUGGGUGCUGUCAAGGUUGUCAGUGUGAUAAUCACUGUAAUGAUGCGCGGUCCCGAACGACGUUCGCGGUAUCCGGUGAACGGGGUUCAUGUUGCAGAAAGGCUGAUCCAAAUACGAACGCUCUUUCAGCUGGGAGGCGCCUUCCUGAGUUCAUGGCUAUGACGAAUAUCCGUGACCAGUUGUCUGCCUCCGGGGUGGGCGCUGGCAGUCAAGGGUACUAUGGUCAGCAGGGAGCAUUUGUGGAUUACUCCGAGGCUCCGAGUCGGUCGUCCUCUGGUUCAUCCUUGGCAAGUCGUGCGCCAACGAGACCUCCAUCCGGCCUGGGCUCUAGGCUGCUGGGGCAGAGUGGCCCUUCUAGUAGUACUAGAUCGCCGCCGGCACACGUCGUACCGUCCGGGAGUACCCGUGGUUUUGCUACCUAUGCAGAGUCCGAAAGGGCUCGUGGGGCUGCGCCGUACUCGAGCUAUAACCCGUCGCUGGAUGCAAUGCGCUUCGACUAGGGAGGUCUGCCACCGAGUGGAUUUGAUGUUAUUGUCCUCCUUUCAUUUUUACGUUGUACUUUUCAACUUCUUGUGGCUCACUGGUUUACUGAUGGACAUGCAGUGGCCGCGAUUGCCCCUUAUCUAUAUUUUCUUCCCGCUAUGUUUUUUGCCUUUUCUCGACACUACGUCUCGCUCAAUGGACACGAUAGAGAUCAUCUAAAACGUCUACUGAGCUUUUUUUUCAUUACCAUACAUAAAUUUCCAUGUACGUUGCUACAAAUUUUACAAUUCUCCAUCAUUAGCCG
Molecule: messenger RNA, 2218 nt
Organism: Suillus discolor
Lineage: Eukaryota; Fungi; Basidiomycota; Agaricomycetes; Boletales; Suillaceae
Exons: 6
Coding region: 192-1931 (579 amino acids)
Biological process (GO): positive regulation of transcription by RNA polymerase II; intracellular iron ion homeostasis; intracellular copper ion homeostasis
Cellular component (GO): nucleus
Molecular function (GO): copper ion binding; DNA-binding transcription factor activity, RNA polymerase II-specific; RNA polymerase II cis-regulatory region sequence-specific DNA binding
Source: RefSeq, a predicted model, not a curated record